Messenger RNA from Eutrema salsugineum, 2141 nucleotides. RefSeq lists its product as uncharacterized. The record is from RefSeq and is a predicted model, not a curated record. Lineage: Eukaryota; Viridiplantae; Streptophyta; Magnoliopsida; Brassicales; Brassicaceae. The transcript has a single exon.
CACAAAAACUUGCACACCAAGACAAACAAAUCAGGGUUUUUGCAUAUUAUAAAUAAAGUCAAAACAUACGACCUUUAUCAUCACUUCUAAAUAAUCAUGGCUUCUCGGUUGCUUGGUCCAGCGGAGAUCCGAGACUUCAACACUCUCCCCCCAAAACCCAUCAAAGCCUCUGCCACCGGCAACCCAUUCAUCGACCUAAUGGUCUCACAAUUCAACAAGUCAAUAAAAGUCAACGAUCUCUCUUCUCCUCAAAUGGGCCGUACCGAGAAUGGAUCCGGCACGUACCUCUCCUCACGCAACCCUUGCCUCGACUUCUUCUUCCACGUUGUUCCUACCACGCCCAAAGAAUCUAUUGAGAAGCGACUCAGCAAGGCUUGGGACCACGACGCCUUAACCACACUCAAACUUAUAUGUAACCUUCGUGGAGUCCGUGGCACGGGAAAGUCAAACAAGGAAGGGUUUUACACGGCGGCUCUAUGGCUCCAUGGUCGUCAUCCCAAAACCCUCGCUUGUAACCUCGACUCCCUCUCGAAAUUUGGCUACUUUAAAGACUUUCCGGAGAUUCUUUACCGGAUUCUCAAAGGAUCUAAGAUCCGUGAAACCCAAAAAUCGGAAUUGGAGCAGAGGAAAAGGGUUUCUAGAGGUAGAGGAAGAGCUCCUUUUCAAGGUCGUCGCCGAACCGGUGGCCGUAAAAAGAAGUAGGCGGCGACGAGGGAGCUGAGGAUAUCGAGCGCAGAGUUGAGGAACGAGGCGGAGAAAGCAAUAGCGAGUAUAGAUCGGAAGCUGGAGAGGAUUUCAAUGGGGAAGGAAGCAUUUACCAGAUAUUCUCAAGAUCCAGACUAUCGAUUCCUCCACGAACGAGUCUCCGAUCUAUUCGCAGAUCACCUGAGGAGAGAUCUCGGGUUUUUGAAAUCCGGCGAGACGAACAAAAUCUCUCUGGCGGCGAAGUGGUGUCCGUCGCUUGACUCUUCGUUCGACAAAGCAACUCUUAUCUGCGAGAGCAUCGCCAGAAAGCUGUUUCCUCGUGAAUCGUUUCCAGAAUACGAAGGCGUAGAGGAAGCUCACUACGCGUACAGAGUUCGUGAUCGGCUCCGGAAACAGGUUCUGGUUCCUCUCCGGAGAACAUUGGAGCUCCCGGAGAUUUACAUGGGAGCUAAAGAUUGGGAAUCUCUUCCGUACAAUCGUGUAGCGUCAGUGGCGAUGAAGUCGUACAAGGAGAUAUUCUUGAAGCACGACGCCGAGAGGUUUCGGAAGUAUCUGGAAGAUGCGAGAUCAGGGAAAACGAAGAUCGCCGCCGGUGCUGUGUUGCCUCACGAGAUAAUCGGUGAAUUAGACGCCGGAGACGGUGGACAAGUCGCGGAGCUGCAGUGGAAACGAAUGGUGGAUGAUCUGAGAAAGAAGGGUUCGCUGAGGAAUUGCAUCGCUAUCUCCGACGUGUCGGGAUCUAUGAACGGAACUCCGAUGGAGGUUUCCGUCGCGCUUGGUGUGCUCGUCUCCGAGCUAUCGGAGGAGCCGUGGAGAGGAAAGCUGAUAACUUUCAGCGCGGAUCCAGAGCUACAGUUCGUGGAUGGAGACGAUUUGAGGUCGAAAACAGAGUUUGUGAGGAAUAUGAAAUGGGGAGGUAACACUGAUUUUCAGAAAGUGUUUGACUUGAUUCUGAGAGUGGCGGUUGAAGGGAAGUUGAAGCCGGAGGAGAUGAUCAAGAGGGUGUUUGUGUUCAGUGACAUGGAGUUUGAUGAAGCCUCGUCUUCUAAUGAUUGGGAGACGGAUUAUCAGGUGAUUGUGAGGAAGUACAGAGAGAAAGGGUAUGGAGAAGUUGUGCCGGAGAUUGUGUUUUGGAAUUUGAGGGCGUCGAAGUCAACGCCGGUGCUAGGAAACGAGAAAGGAGUGGCUUUGGUGAGUAGGUUUUCGAAGAAUAUCAUCAAAGUGUUUUUGGAUCAUGAUGGAGAGAUUGAUCCCAUGACGAUCAUGGAGAUUGUUCUAUCCAGAGAAGAGUAUAAAACUCUUGUAGUGGUUGAUUGAAAGAUUCGGGCUUUGGUUUGUUAUUUAUGGUUUUAUUUAUAAUUCUUAUUCUUCGAAGAUCUAUAAUUUAUAAUGCAUUGUACUCUUCUCUGAAGAAAUCAUUGUAACUGACAUGAAGA